This is a messenger RNA of Macrosiphum euphorbiae (potato aphid), 1047 nucleotides long. The record is from the annotation of a GenBank genome assembly. NCBI's taxonomy places the organism in Eukaryota, Metazoa, Arthropoda, Insecta, Hemiptera, Aphididae.
AUGUCUCUUUUAUUUAAUACAAGACUAGUUAAAUGCAUAAAAAGAAUUUUUCCUGUUGUCAAACAUAAUAUAUCGAUCAAUAGUUAUAAACAAACAUUAGUGUUUCCUAAUUCAAAUCAAAGUGCACAAACUUCUAUAAGAUACAUUCUGUCAAAUCGUACGAAUACAGCAAAAUCAAUAGUCUUUGGAUUUUCAUUACUUGGUUUAAUUGGACUUGACGAGAGUGAUAAAGAUAAAGAACUAAUCUAUACCAUUAAAAAAGGCCUGUUGCAAUUGCAAAAUGACGAUUACAAUGCUUUUGAACAAACAUUACAUGAGGCUCUCAAAAUGGCCUUUGAUUUAAAGAAUUUUGAUGGUGUUACAUAUGUAUACGAUGUGUUAGCAAAUGGAGCAUUUAUGAAUAAGGAAUAUGAAAAGGCAAAAAAUCUAUUUACCACAGUCAUUAGUCGGUUAUUUGAACAAGGAGGCCUUGAAGACGAUCUUAACGUUCUACACAUAAGUCUUAAACUUUCUAAAAUUUACGAAGCUCAAAAAGAUUAUAAAAAUUCUGAAAUUGGUUACCUAUACUGUGUACAACGUUUGGAGAAGAAGUUUAAAAUUGAUCCUGAAAACGAAGACGUUUUAGGUUUAUAUGCUAUAACAUUAGACGCAUAUGCUCGUUAUUUAAUGAACCAAGGACAAACUAAGAACGCAAGAGCGUAUUUUAGAAAGGCCUAUAAUGCUAGUGUUAAGUUGAAUGGAGAAAUAUUUGAAAUGAAUGUCAUUUUAUUGAAUGAUCUGGGAACACUAUGCUAUAUUCAAGGAAAGUUAGAUAAAGCAUUACACUACUUUAGAAAGGCAGAACAAAUUGGGCAACAUCUUCCUGACAUGGAAAAUUUUUCGACGGUAUAUAUAAACCUUGGUAAUAUUUACUUAAAACAAGGGAUGUUAAAAGAAGCAGAACAAAAUUGUGUGGAAGGAAUGAAAAAUGCUAAACGACAUCGUUAUGACGAAGGCAAAAAAGAAGCAGAAAUUUGUUUAGCUGAAAUAAAAAGUGCUAUGAAGUGA